Molecule: messenger RNA, 11449 nt
Organism: Clupea harengus (Atlantic herring)
Lineage: Eukaryota; Metazoa; Chordata; Actinopteri; Clupeiformes; Clupeidae
Product: alanine and arginine rich domain containing protein
Molecular function (GO): protein binding
Source: RefSeq, a predicted model, not a curated record
UAAACUGAUAGAUAGCUAGGAUAGCUUAGCUAUAACGUUAACCCUUAAUAUGAUAUGACGUCUAACAUUGGCAAGCGCUUUGUUUUCCUUUCUUGGGUGAUGUUGCCAUUUAACUAAACGUAUCCCUCAUCUGUGCGUUAACGUUAGCUAGAUAGCGGCAGACCUGGUAACAUUAGCUAUCUGAUACUGAUUUUGUAGCUAACGUUAACAUUACCAAUGGAAGAUGAGGUUAGCUUGGUUCAUCAAUGUGAGCUUGAACGAUGAUCAAUACAAACAUUAGUUAGGAUAAAUUACACAGCAACUCUCUUGCUAAUCAGCUGUACCUUAAUUAAGUAUUAAGUUUAGGCAUUGGUGCAAACCCCCUUUCUCUGAUACUAGCUGCAAAAUAAAAAAUAAAAGGCAAAACAUUAAGAUAGCCAACGGUAGCUAGAUGGCCAGGUAGCUGACUUUACCAAACUCAUCAACAGAGAUUAUUUCGGAAUGUGCAAGACAGCUAUCCGUAGCUAGCUUCUUAACAUAAUUAAAACUAUCAACUAACAUUGUUGCAUGUUUCAUUUACUCGCUUGCUUGAUGUACAAGCCAACUAAGAGGACUUAAAAUGAGCUAGCUAGCGAUAGACACCGGCUUGCAAGGAUUUAGUAUCUAAUGACGAUGACAAAACGUUGGCAUUUCUAUCUUAGUGUUACUUUGCUAUCUGAUUGGGUUUUAUGGCGUACUGGCAAGUGAACCAUUAGUGGUACAGCCAACUCCAAUGGUGAUUUUGUUAGCUUGUAGCUAUAUAUAUUCAUCAGCAACUUCUUCGAUCCGUCAUGCACAUGACUGAGACAUUGUCAAAUGGCUUAAGCCGAUUUUCUCACUUUAUUUUUAGGGAUGCGAAAGACUCCUAAGGUGAUCAUCCUACUGCACAUGCGUGUCAGGUAGAUUUCCUGCAAGGCGAUGCAGUCUUGCAGUCAGCUGCAGAGUCGUGCACAAUGAAGAAAAUAUUCCAAUUUACCAAAAAGAAGAAAAACUUCUCCCCCAGUGCGUCUGAAACAGCAAGUGUGUUAUCGGUCGGUUAUGAACUGAAGGAGAAAGAUUUGGGAAAGGUGCACAAGGCUGCCGUGGCUGGGGAUGUAUCGAAGUUAAAACAGCUUGCAAAGAAAAAUGAUCUAAACCAGCUCGACAAAGAAAAUAGAACUGCACUUCAUAUUGCUUGUGUCAAUGGCCAUACAGAAGUGGUCCAGUUCCUGGUGGAGACCAAAGUGAAACUUAACCUAUGUGACAAUCAAAACCGGUCCGCCUUGAUGAAGGCGGUGCAGUGCCAGCAGGACCGCUGUGUAGCCCUCCUGCUUGAGCACGAGGCUGAUCCCAAUCUCGUGGACAUCAAUGGGAACACAGCGCUGCACCUGGCAGCACGGAUCCCCUCGCUCUCCGUUGGCGUCCUGCUUCUGGAGCACGAGGCCAACAUCAACGCACAGAAUAAGGAUGGAAACUCUCCGUUGAUUUUGUCUGUGGAGGAGAACCAUCCUGAGAUGACUGAGCUCCUUCUGAAGGAGGGUGGGGAUGUCGACCUCAUUAACCUGGAGCACCGGUCAGCUUUGAUGAUGGCCUCUUGCAAUGGACAAAUCAGUAUGGUUCGACUUCUCUUGCAAUACGAUGCUGAUAUCACAAUCAAGGACGAUAAAGGGUGGACAUCUGAUGACUAUGCAGUAAUGAAUGGACAUCACGCGUGCUCACAUUUGAUCAUCGAGCACGGGACAAAGCGCAAGUUUGUGCACUCUCCGUCCCAACACAACUCCAGUAAGAAGAAAAGAACAUCCAUGCUGGGUAGUGUGUCUGGUGACAUGGAGGCAGGCUUCUCAUUAGGCGGCCCAGCCACUGACAAAGAUGAGCUCCAGCUGUCAGGAGCAAUGGCAGCAGGGAGAGACACUGAAGACAACUCUCACACAGACUCCAUUAGUAGGGCAUCAAAAAGUGGCCCUGCAGACUCCUGGCCAUCUUCAGAUGAAGAUGAUGCAUUGGAUCUUAGUCCAAAGAAACCGCAAAAGGUUAACCUUAAGAAACUCCUGAGUGCCUCGAAGAAAGACAGGACUGAAGUCAGUGGGGCUGAUGUCUCAGAGCAGCCUUCUGGCAGCAAGCGAGCUGGUGAUUCUGCUGGGGAGGAAAGCCUAGAGGAAGAGGAGGAGGAUGAUGAUGACGACGAGGAUGAGGAUGAUGACGAUGAUGAAGAAGAGGAGGACGACGAGGAAGAAGAUGACGAAGAAGAUGGCGAAGAAGAGGACGAGGAAGAUGAAGACGAGGAGGAGGAUGAGGGUGAUGAAGAAGCGGAAGAAGAGGAUGAGGAGGAUGUUGACGGACAGGAAGAGGCAAACAUUGCUACAGGUGGUAUUGAAAAUGUAGCUGUGCCAAAACCGUCUUCACCGGAAGGUGCUGAUUUCAUCCCUUCUCUCCAAAUUGAGAAGGAUGAUGACGAUUUCAGAGACACGACAACAGUGACUACAGAGGAAGCUGCUGAAAGAAUUUCACCUGCUGAAAGAAUGUCACCUGCUGAAAGAAUGUCACCUGCUGAAAGAUUGUCACCUGCUAAAAAAACGUCACCUGCUGAAAGAAUUUCACCUGCUGAAAGAAUUUUACCUGCUGGGAUUGAACAAAAUGAAAAUGAAGACAUGUUGACUGACGGUCAGAAUUGUGGGAUUGCAGGUAAUAUCGAUUUAGAUGAGGAUUGUGUUGUCUCAGCCAUCAGGGUAGAAUCAAGGCUUUCCUUUGAGGACGAAUGUGAAGAGUUUUCAGACCAUGAAGGAUCAAAUCUAGGCUCCCCAGCAGAUAUUACACCAACACGGAGCAUGUGUGGCACACCUCAGAACAAGGGAAGUGACGAAGAAGAAGAGGAUGAUGAUUGGGAAGAUGAUGAAGAAGAUGAUGAACUUUUGAGAAUUGGGAAGAAUGAAGUGAAUCCUGUAAUUUCCCACAUUGACUCUGAUGUCCCUGAUGUGGCAUCUCAGACAGGUGAAGAACCAAGCACAGUGGUUAGACGAGACUCAAAAGAUGUUAAAAACUCCGACGGGGAUGCAGAAAAUGAGGAUGAAAAAGAUUUACAGUGUGAUGAUUUGGAACAAAGGGAUAUAUCAGUAAUUGCAGAUCCCUCAGCAGAAUCAAAAACAAUGUUAGGCUUAGAUAAAUCCAGAUCUCCAGUUGUCUCUUCAAGAGAUGAUGAAGGUGAAAUGUCUGGGGGUUUAGUAAAGGUAAACUUUCUGGCUGCAUUGCUCAAAAAGCGUGAUGAACAUAGUGGGUCUCAGGAGGACAGCUGGGGAGAUGAAGGAGCCACUCCAGCACAUGACGACCAAGGUGACCUUCAGCACAGCCUAGAUGAGGUAUCUAAACCCACAUGUAAUACUGAGCAGAGGCUGGAGGAAGAUGUGGCUGAGGAUGGCUGCAGGUCAAGUCCAAUGAUUCUUCAUAAGCAAUCACCACAACCUACAGAUGCUGUGUCUCCAGUUCUAGAUGAGCCAGAUGGGAAGUCAGUCCAAUGUAGUGAAAGCAUGCCCGUGUCAAUGAUUUCUGAAGAUGUUGAGGACGUUGCUGAGGAUUUUCCUACUGAUGAAAAGGAUGUUCAAGAAAUUGAGGAUCAGGCCUUGCAUGACAAAGGUGACGUUAAGAGUGAGGACUCUGACAGUGAAGUGCAACAAAUGGAGUAUGACUUUGCAAGCGGCACAAUUAAAGUUAUCCAAGAUGCAAGUUAUGAAGAUGAUUCUGACAGUACAUUGGAUGUACAUCCUGAAGAUGUGGAUGAUGACAUGGACAUCACUCCUACAAACCCCAAAUUGUUUGGGCCUAAAGAUGAGUUUGAUAAUGAAAGCUUAAACUCAGAUCCUGAUGAUAAAGCUCCUCGGCCAGACCAUACAGGUCUUGAUACACAGGUGAAGAAAAUAGUUGCCGUGUUUGAAGGAGCAGGAGCAAACAUGAGAACAUUUCAGGCUUUGGACAAGGAUCACGCCCAAACCUCUUCACGAAGAGCUAGUCCUUUUGGGCAAAAUCCAGAGAUACGUAUAUCUGAACUCUCAGCAGCUGAAGCACAGGGUUGUCCUGUAUCUGCUGUUGGUGGGCUAACAGAGCAGGAACCGAUUCCUCAGACAGUCAUUGAUGAUGUUGAAGUUGACGACCUGUUUGAGGACAACAGGCCCCGUGUUGUGGUUGAGGAGGUGGAAGAGCUGGAGGAGAAAAGAAUGAAGUCUGUUGCAGAUGUUAGUUUAUCUGAGGCAGGAUCAAUGCAGGGAAAUGUUUCCAUGGAUGAAGAUGAUGAGGAUGAGGAUGAUGAUGAAGAGGAGGAGGAAGUAGAAGAGGGAGAUGAUGUGAAGUCAAACCCUGAGAAAGAGUCUGAAGCUGGAUGUGGUCCUGACACUUCAGUGAUGGGGAAUGAAGCCUCUCCACAACACCAACAAAGGGAUUUUCUGUCUGAGUUGGGUUUGGAAAAAGGAGAUGGAGAGGAUGAUUCGCCCUGGGACUCGGAGUCUGCCUCCGAGAGUCCAACGAAACGGCACGCCGGCGGUCCCAGCUCUCCUGCCAAGACACACAACACCAUGUCCAAUAUUGCAGAGAAUAGUGAAGACCUGUUAUACGUUCCCUCUUUCAUGAGAGAAUCAAGGAAUAGUAAUCUAAAGACAUGGGGAAGUGUAGGCAGGCCUGCAAGGAAGAGGGAGAAGGAGUCAGGGAGUGGGCACGACAAUGACAACAAGGAAGACAAAUCUGAAGAUCCAGAGGAGCCAGUUUGUCCUCAGCAACCUGAACCUGCAGUGACGAGGAGGGAGCCCAUCUCUGUGCUGAGUAAGCUCAUGGACUCUAAAGGACAAUCAGAGAAAAAGACGGAUCUUAUGGAAGAACUUGGAUUGGGAGAUGUGGAUGACCUAGAAGAAAAACGCAAAUGUCCUACAGAUGGUUCAAGCUGGGACUCGGCUAGCACCGCUAGUAAAGCCAGCCCUUCUUUCCGUCUGGAUGACGAGGCGGGAGAGCGGGACACCGGCUCUAUCCUGGCUCUGCCAGCUCUGCGGGAGCAGGGUCCUGGCCCUCCUAGUCCAGGAGAGGUGCACAGAAGCCUUACACCAGAGAAGAGGAGAGCCUCUCCCUCUGCAGGCCCACCAAUGCCCAGUCCACGGUUAAGUGGUAUCCGCUCUCCCCUUCAGCCCCGGCUUCAUAGUCUGAGGCCAACUUCCCCCAGGCCCGAAAGUAGAGAGGGGUCUGAAUGGGAUUCCGAAAGCUCUGCUGCUGCCAGUCCAGCAAAGACACUGCCAAAAAUUGUUAAAACUGAUACAAUAUUGACACCAGCAUUUCGUGAGCCUUCACCAGUAGAAGAAGGGAUCAGCCAUGCAAAGACUGAAGGAGGUCCUGAGCAGGAUACAGAUGCUUUAAAUGCAUCACAUUUUGGUAUAAGUAGCAAGUGCCAUGGUCCUCCAGUGGUCUCCCAAACCGCUGGGGAGGAGGAAAAUCUGCAAGGCGUCAACGAUGCACCCUGGAAGAAAAACUAUGAAAAGAUUUGGGUGGAGAUUGAAAAACGAGAGACAAAGUCCCAGUACAGAAAUGUGGCUGCUGAGCUAAAGGAGAUGUUUGGUGAACUGACUCCAAACCAACCUGACAAUCCUGAUCCAGAAGGAGGUGCAGCAGAGGAAAAAGAGCAACAAGAGAAAGAGGAAGAGGCACCUUUUAGAUCCAGAUCAGAAGUGUUAAUUGAGGAAGAGGGGAAGGAAUGUGAGAAGGUGGAGAAUGACUCUGGUCCAACUCUAGAAGAAGAAGGCAGUGAGGAGGAAGGGGAGACUGUGAAGGAGCAUGUAAAAUGUGUGGCCAAGGCUGCUGCAGAGCAUGAGCCCAAGGCUGAUGAGGAAGACGUGGAAGUCCCAUCUAGCGCUGCAGCAGAGGAGCCCAGUGAACUUGAGUGUGAGUCAAAUGGGGCUGAAGUGGUGGUCAGAACUGCAGAAGAGGAGCCAAGUGGGGAGGAAGAGGAGAUGACAAAAGGGGCUCUAGCUUCUGCCAUCAAUGCUGAAGAGUCUGAGGUGGAGGAGGAGGAGGGAAAGGGAGAAGUUGAAGUCAGAGUCAGUUCUCCUGCAGAGGACUCCAGUGAGGAGGAGGAUGAUGAUGUAGUGAUCAUAAGGCCCGUAGCCAGAGCGAGAAGUAUCAUGCUCCAUUCCAUUCCUGAACAGAGGGAGUCCUCUGGGCAGGAAGACUCACAGUCUGAGGAGUUCCCUCACCCUCUACGACCCCCUAAGAAUCCAUCUAACCUCCAUACCAAGGAGGUCUGCGAGGAGGAAGACUCUAUCACAGCCCCAGUACAACACCUAGAGAUCAAUGUGCUGUCCCUGGACCAUCCCAGAAGCUGUACCAUUGAGGCAGAUUUGGAGGCAGAUCACACAAAUCAAAGUGAUGGGGAAAGGCCAGUCAAACCCAGCUCACAGCCCCACAGGGAUGAUGACCUUAUCCUAGCCAUAGGAGAGAGUAGAGAUAAUCCUAGCUCGACCAGGACAUCUCCAAGCCCAAGCACAUCAUUCACACAGAGCCCUGUGGAGUACCGGAGCAGACAAACUUCUGAGACCGAGAGGAAGAAUAGUGGGCCCUGCCAAGAGGAUCCCGAAGUGCCGCUCUCUCCCAGUUCACGGUGCCCCUCGACUCCCUCCGGCCUUUCAGAUGAAGAGCUGCAGGUGGACCUGCAAAGGUUCAAGUACAAGGCUUCUGAAGAGUUUAAAGGCAUGGUGGAGGACAAGGAUACUAGUAUCCUGAGGAAUCCUAUGAGGGGAUCAAGUACACACUCCGAACAUGACCUGGAAAAAGGGAAGAAAUUUAAAACCACCCCGGGAAACUUAAAACCUCAGCCAGAGGGACCAGCAGGAAGUCCUAGGGAGCACGAGUUUAAAAUAAGGGACAGUGUUGCACAAAAACUUCAAACUUCAACGACAAAAAGUCCAAGGAGCACCGGCAGGUCCCCAGCGCAGGAGGAGCAGCCUGGUGGAGUUGCCGAGGAGGAGCAGGAGGUCAAGGCUCUAGAUAGUCAGGGGAGCCUGCUGGCGCAUGCUAUGGAGCAGGCCAGGGCUCCGCAGCACACACCCCACCUUAAUGGAGACCACCUGUCUGUGUUUGAUGAUAGUACUUUAAGUGAGGUGUCGGAAGAUGAAGGAAGGUCACCAACUGCAGCACGGAACAUCAAGAGUGCCAGUGAAGUGGACAUGGCAGAUGACUUGGAUGACCUCACUCAGUCAUCAGACACACGCAGUGAGGAGCUAGACUCCCCCUCGUCAGGAUACCGCCAUGCAUCUUUGCUCAUCAAGCAAUUUGAUUCCACUUCUAUAGACUCUGUGAGCAUGGUGAAACUGCAGAACAUGUUUCAAGAGUACGAGCACACCAUCCACCGGGAACGCAGUCGGCACUGCCGGCUGGCCGACAAGAUGCGUCAGCUCGAGCAGGAGCGCACCGAACAUCGCCUUGUGCUGCAGGAGACCCGCGAGAGUCAGUCCAACCUGGCGCAUCUCAAAAUGGAGCUGGAGACAGACCUCAACAACCUCAGGUUUUUGCUGAAGCAGGAACAGGAGAAGCACCACAACGCCGCCAUGUUGUAUGAAAAGACUCGCGAGCAGCUGCGCCGCAAGGAGGAGCAGCAACGGCUGGAGGAGGAGCAGAGGCAGAAGGUGGAGCUCUCCAUCCGCAACCUGGAGCUGGAGAAACGAGCCCUCAUCAACAGCAUGAAACAGGUGGAGGAUGACAGGAACGAGUCCCAGAGGUUGCUGGCUCAGGAGCGAAGCGCCCGGGCUCUGCAGGAAGAGAUGCUCAACAGCCACCUCCGCAAGCAGCAGGAAAUUGAGGACGAGAACCGCAAGAACCUUGUCAAAAGCAAAGAGGUGUUGUCCCAGCUGACGGACGCCAGCGACCGGGAGAGGGAGCUGCUGCAGCAGGUGAGCGUGCUGCAGGAGGAGCUGCUGACACUGCGAGCGGAGCUGGAGCGCGACCGGGCCAGCAGCCGGCAGGAGGAAGGCCGUCUUUCGGACGAGAGCGAAGUGCUUCGCGAACGCCUGGAUGACGUGCGGCGCGACCUGAAGCUGAGCGAGGAGGCGCUGGCCCAGGCUGUCUUCCAGUACAACGGGCAGUUGAGCGCCCUGAAGGCGGAAUGCCAGGUGACGGGCGGGCGGAUGGAGCAGGAGCGGACCGCGCGGCAGCAGUUGGAGACCGAGGCGGAGUCCCUGCGGGUGCGUCUGGCCGGGGCGCUGCAGGAGGUGGAGCGGUGCCAGGGGGCACGGGCGGAGGCGGAGCGGGCACUGCAGCGGGAGCGGGAGGAGCGUCAGCGGACGCUGGAGAAACGCGCCGGCGAGACGGGCGCCCACCGGGACACGGUGCACGAGCUCUCGCAGAAGCUCAGCCAGGCAGAGGCGCGCGCCAACAGCCUGGAGAACGAGUGCCACCGCGCGACGCUCUCUCUCACCGAGAAGAGCCUGCUGCUGGAGACGGCGGCGCGGGAGCGCGAGCAGACGCUCCUCCGGCUCCGCGAGACCGAAGAGGCGCUACAGGCCGAGCGGGAGCAGGCCACACGGCUGGGGGCGCGGCAGGAGGCCACGCAGGAGAGGCUGGCACAGGCACAGAGCGAGGGGGCGCUGCUCCGACAGCAGUUCGAGGAGGUGCAGAACAAAGGUGUGGCCAAGGAGCGGGCCGUGACGGACGCGCAGGAGCGCUUCAGCGACAUCCUGGACAAGCUCCGCUCCGACUCUGAGGAGAGGGUGCAGCUGGUGGAGGAGAGGAGCAAGGAGCUAGCCACCAAGAAUGCGGAUCUGCGUGAUCAGAACCACAAGUUGGAGCAGGAGAAGGCAGACAGAGAGACAUCUCUAAGGCAGCUACAGCAGGAGUUGGCAGACUCAUUGAAGAAGCUGUCAAUGUGUGAGGCAUCACUAGAGGUCAACACCCGUUACCGUAGCGACUUAGAAGAGGAGAAGGCACGCACCAUAAAGGACAUGGACCGCCUCAAGACCAAGCUGCAGGAGAGCGAAGACCAGUAUGUGCAGGCCGAGCGGCGCAUUAACGGCCUGAAGGGCAGCCUGGACGAUAAGGAGCGCGAGGUCAUCGCCUCUGCCCAGAAACUCCAGGAGGUGCUGUCCGCCUCGGCCGCUUCGGAAAAGACCAUCACACAGCUGGAAGAGGCCAUGCAGAGGCUGGAGAUCGACAACGCCAGGCUGGAGGCGGCCGCCAAGCAGCAGUCCAAUCGCAUCGAGGUGCUACAGAAAGGAGCGCAAGAAGUUUCAGCGCCACCAGACUCUUCACCAGCAGGAGGGGUACGGUCUCGUUUGGAGGAUCUCGUUACAAACCUGCAGAGCAGCAAGAUGACCUUGGAGGAUCAGCUUAACCGUGAGGUGCAGAAGCAGAGUCUCCUGAGCCAUACUGCCCAGGACUCGCAGGCACUGUGGGAGGAGGAGCUGAAGAGCCGCUCACGUAUUGGCAUCCGGCUAGCGGAGCUGGAGAAGGAGAAGGGCGAGCUCAGCAGCCAGAUGGAGCUGGAGAAAAAGAAAGCGAAGAAGAUUUCUGAGCAAAAGAAGUCAGUCGACACCCGGCUGGACCAAGAGAUGAAGAGAAACACAGAACUGCAGAAAGAAAUGUACAGGCUGAGGACGCUGGUGAAGACUGCUAAGAAGAAGCUGAGAGAGCAGGACGGCGGAGAGCUGGGCUCCCCCCUCACAUCUCUCAGGGGGGACAUGGGCCAAAGGCAGUCAGAGACAGAGUCUGCCAUCAGCCGAAUGAAGGCCAAGGUGGACGAUCUUCAGCUGCAGCUGGAGAAGGAGGCAUCGCGCUGCACCCGGCUGGAGCAGGUGAACGGGGACCUGAAGGAGCAGCUGGCCGGGCUGAAGGGCCUGAGCCGCAGCCACGAGCGGCUGGAGCGCAGCAAGCGGCAGCUGGAGGAGGAGCUGUCCGGCCUGCGCCGGCAGAUGGAGAGCAGCGUCAUGGACCAAAGCCAGGCGGAGCAGUACCGCCGCGAGACGGAGGAACGCGCGCGCCAGGAGAUCCGGCACAAGCUGGAGGAGGUCAACCUUUUUCUGCAGACCCAGGCCGCCUCUCAGGAGGCUUUGGAGCAGAUCAAGGCCGCCAACGAGGCCAGCCAGCGGUCCCAGCUGGAUCAGCGCAUCAAGGAGCUGGAGCUGGAGCUGACCCGCACGCGCAGCACCCAGCAGGACAGCAUCACGCAGCGCGAGUCCAGCCGUGCCGAGCUCGAGCGCUACCGGCAGCUCUACGCCGACGAGCUGCGCCUGCGCAAGUCCCUGGCAGCCAAGCUGGACCGAUCUAAUGAGCGUCUGUCGGAGGCCAACACCAAGCUCCUGAGCGAGCGCCAGCGGAGCAAGUCCCUCAUCGCCAGCAGCAUCGUCAACGGCAGCCUGGGGGGCCCCUCGGUGGAGGUGGGCUCUCUGGCCUCGUUAGGGGCCUAUGGAGGCACUCUGGGGCCCCUCAACAGGAGCCUGGGGCUGGGGGGGAGCUUCCUAAGUUCAGUUCCAGAUCCCCAGAGCAAUCGAGUGGAAGCCUAUCUGGCCAAGAUGCAGAAUGAAUUGGAGAAAAACAUAUCAAAGGAGUUGGACCAUGCGAGCGCAGGGCUGGAUGGAGUCUCUUCACGCUUGUCCCCUGUUGGCUCAGCCUGUGGCUCCCAGAAGAGCCUGACAGCAGAUCAGGAUCCUGUGAGCAGAGCUACGCAGCAGUACCUGGAGGUGCUCAAGAAGAACUACAUGAUCUGACAUCCCUUUUGAGAUUCUUGUUUACACACACACACAGACACACACACACGAACCCAACACUAGACAAGGCCAAAGCCUAGCUGCCCCUUACCACUACAUUUCCUUUUAUACAUGUGUGGUUAUUUAUUUUGGCUUUUACAUAAGAGGACGAAAGGAUGAUGCACAUUGCACUUAAUAUUUUCAGGAGAAAAUGAUUAAAUGGAGUCGUCGUGUCUAGUGUAUUGUCUGUGAAGCCAUAUUUUAAAAACUGCUGUGGUAUGUGUGGAGUUGAACUCCAGUAGCUUUCGUAUGUUUUUAUUUCACCUGUAAUGGUUAUGGAUGGUCUUUUAAUCGGGUUGUCUAAAGUUUUGUUUGCUUUUUGUAGGAAAUAUGAGUAUUCAAAGUGUACUAUAAAUAUUAAGGCCAAGUUACCAAUCAUAUUUGGACUUGUUUUCUUAUGGUGCAAUGUAUUUUUUGCCUAGUGAGUUUGUUGCUUUUGUCAAGAACAAUCUGAAAACGCCUGUUUUUUUUUGUGUAAAAACAGAAGAUAUACUUGAAUGAGACAUAACUAGAUCAUCUAGUUACCCAGGGUACUAUAUGCUGUUACUGUAAGGAUAUAUAUAUAUACAUAUAUGGAAUAUAUUUAGACUAUAUAUUGAUGCAGAUUGAUCAAUAAACUGUAAUAAAUUCUGAGCAUUUCAGUAUUUUAGAGUGUGGAGUAUUAAGCCGUCCAAUAAAGGGGAACUUUCCAGAAA